CAGCCGUAUAUAAUCACAAUGGCUUUCGUAUUCGUUUCAACGAAGAGCCCCACAACGAGGCCAAGCUCGGGUAUAUUGUCCCGGAAUGGGUCGACUGUCCUACAGACGCUGUGCUGCAGAAGGAAAAGAUUUCGGAGGUGGCAAAGCAGCUUACUCAAAUCCCAGCGGAGACGCUCCUCUUCCUAUCGAAGAUACGCAUGCUCUCCAUCUACGAUCAGCAGUCGCGGCCUCCCACGGAACUGGUUCUCUCCAGAUCUGUGGAGAUGACAACGUCAAAGAAUGGAAGCGUGGAAACGAGCACAACUUUUCUCACAGCUAGUAACGGACGGAAUGGCACUCAGCACAGCAACUACUACAUGUUUAAGCAGACUUUGAAAGUACCUGAGGAGGCCAAGGUUGAAAAGCGAAAAGAUGUCGAUAGCUGGAUGAUCACUCUAGCCUUUCCGGUGGAUGAUCGUAUCUCGAGCAGCUGCAGCAUUGGCGAUAUCUUCUCGUUCCUGCCUUCCGAUAUCCACUCGGGCCUGCCGUUUCUUAUCAACUCGGACUUUUUGCUCGUUUCCUCCCGUGCGACGCUCCUCUUUGACAGCUCCUGGAACCAGGGGAUCUUUCGCUGUGUUCCCGAGGUUUUCUACAACGCCUUCGAGCUUCUCCUCAACACCACGGCGUUUGGACUGCAGAGUAUACUGUCAGUAGCACGCAUGGCAAUGUACAAGUACGUACCUGUGAAUGUUUGCCGCAACUCGUACCUCGAGAGAGUCCGCAACGAUAUCUUGUCCAAGCUGAAGGACAACAACGUCAUUCUUUGCGCCUCGGACGUCGGCCGUGCACCACCGAGCGGGCAGCUUUGCAAGCCUGCUCUUGCGAGAAAAAUCGCCCCCAGCUUCCGAGAGCUCCUCAAAGCCGCACCGAAGUGUCCCAGGUUCUUGCGAGGAAGUCCCUCGUACAUAGUGGACAGCACGCUGCAGGAGAACUACGGCUCGGUGCUGAGACUCCUGGGACUCCCAGAUAUGAGCAACGAUGAAUAUCACCAAAGCCUCGACUCUGAAGACUGGAUGAGAUCGCUCCCCGACGAUGCAUAUGUCAAGCUGCUGGUGUUCCUGUCCUCCAAGUCGUCAACUUUGAGAUCCCUCAAGUUUCUCAAGUAUCGAGGCUCCGAUGGUCGACUCCAGUUGGCAAGCAUGGAUGAUCUCGCGCGAAACGAUGGCAGAUCCAUGUACUGGGAUUCUGGUCACAGAGCUACCGCUUGGCUCGCUGGUUGGACAGAGGUGUUUCAACGUUGGCUAACUUUCAACUUCGUUCCAUCGGCCUGCGCUGCAAAAAUCCGGCAGCACUCGGUGUUAGAGAACUGGUUGGAGAGAACCCCCUUCAGCGUGAGCGAACUGACAGCAUGCUCACUCGCUCGUCAGGUUCUUGGAGCAGUCACUGCGAACUCCUCAAAUGCAAAGCUUGCUGUUCUAGCGAUGCACUUCCUGUUCGACCUGUACAGAAACGACCGCAGCUCGUACACAUCUAUCAGCAACGAAAAGCGUAAUGUACCAAUCGUCGAGAAUGACGGAGCCGUGAGUCCCUAUGUUGCGAGUUAUGUUUCAACGCGUCCAUUGUUGCUACCGGCGGCUUGUGGAGCGAAGUGGCCGCUCUUGCUCCCGUCUGACGUGUGGAGACGCGGCGUUCGAAAAUUGUCAGAAGAGUAUAUGGAGUCAGCAACGGUCGAUCUCUCCGACUCCGACGUGCGAACCGAGUUUGUGAAUUUUCUGAAGGAGGUUUCUGGCUACGGACAUCCCCGCCUUUGUAUUAAGACUACCAAGUGGUUGAAGACGAGCCACGGAUACGGCUGCCCAACCGUUGCAUUCCUGCCGGUGCCUGAGCUGCUUAAGGUCUUGAAAGUCGAGGAUGUUCUGUUCGUGGACAAGGACUGGAUGCCAUUGGAGGAGUAUAAGAACGAGUUCCGAAGCCUGGGAGUGGCUUGCGAGCCCGGCAUGGGAUAUGCAACUAGCGAAGGCCGUGCAGCAACCUGGAAGAAAAAGGAAGAAUGCGUCAUUCACGACGUUGAGGGCUUGUUUGAAGAACUCGGUGUUGUACCCCUGGAUAGCUGCUACGAGCGGGUCAUGCAAGACAUCCUUCAGAAGAGGUUUCAUGUUUGUGAGAAGCCUUCGAUCAUCAAGUUCUGCGAGGUGGUCGUCUAA
This is a messenger RNA of Selaginella moellendorffii, 2183 nucleotides long. RefSeq lists its product as uncharacterized. The record is from RefSeq and is a predicted model, not a curated record. The annotation marks the transcript as partial. NCBI's taxonomy places the organism in Eukaryota, Viridiplantae, Streptophyta, Lycopodiopsida, Selaginellales, Selaginellaceae. The transcript is spliced from 4 exons.